Messenger RNA from Schistocerca gregaria, 658 nucleotides. RefSeq lists its product as uncharacterized. The coding region runs from base 159 to 548 and encodes 129 amino acids. Lineage: Eukaryota; Metazoa; Arthropoda; Insecta; Orthoptera; Acrididae. The record is from RefSeq and is a predicted model, not a curated record. Gene Ontology annotation, cellular component: ciliary base. The transcript has 3 exons.
AGAGAUCACUGCACUAGGCUAGAGAGCCUGUAUACAGAGACUCUACGCUAUCAGUUAUUUCGUCAUCGUAUUGUUCGCAACACGAAAUUUGUCACCUGCUCGAUACGGCACUAAACCAAUUUUUUUUUUCGUAGUAAAGUCAGACUAUAGCAACCAAAAUGGCUGGAGCUGCCAAGGUUAUUGGGAGACCAAUGCUUAACCAGGAACUCAUGGGCGAGAGAUUCAAAAAGGACAAGCAGUAUUUCCGCAUCCGAACUGUGUUCACUCCGAAUCUGAAGAUGCCACCUCUGGCAGGCAAGUUCUACGCGCCGGAUGAAGGUACCAAACAGGUGGACCCUGCGUUCAUUGCCAUGAUCGAAGAAGGGAGCCGCAAGGGCCCCAAGGACAAGUGGGAUGCGCCGCAGACCGGAAAUCAGUGCUACGGGUGGCACCUGCAGCGACUGGUGGACACAGACCCCAACGACCGUCGGCUGCGCUUCCCACGCUGCUCCACUGAGGUCUCCCGCUGGGGUGCUGUACUGCUGCGCUUCAAAAACAUGCUGCGGUAGUCAACCGUGUGCUCAACCUUUUCAUUUCAGCUGCUGUAGUCACAUGCAAGACGCUCAAUUCUUUUUGAUAAUCAAUUUUUGUGUGUGUAGUUCGAUUUUUAAAUAUAUAU